Stegodyphus dumicola is the source of this 2015-nucleotide messenger RNA. It is a transcript of the gene Tom70, whose product is annotated as translocase of outer membrane 70. Gene Ontology annotation, cellular component: mitochondrial outer membrane. NCBI's taxonomy places the organism in Eukaryota, Metazoa, Arthropoda, Arachnida, Araneae, Eresidae. Gene Ontology annotation, molecular function: protein binding; transmembrane protein transporter activity. The record is from RefSeq and is a predicted model, not a curated record. Gene Ontology annotation, biological process: protein import into mitochondrial matrix; protein insertion into mitochondrial inner membrane.
GCAUUGGCGGCAGUAAACAAGAUGGCCCCGACCAUUGAAAGUAAUGUGCCUCGGUUAUCUAAAUGGCAUUUAGCAAUCAUUUUAGGUGUAGGUACUCCUUUAGCUGUUGGACUAGCGUACUGGUAUAUAAAAAGAAAUAAAGAUUCCAAAAAGGUAGACACACCGUCCGAAGAUAUUUAUGAAAAUUCCACGCAGAGCGAGAAAAAACCCGAACGUAGCAAGUCGAACUUUGGAAAAAGUGAUAAGUCAAGUAUUCCCGAGACUCCAUAUGAAAAAGCAAAGGCUUUCAAGGACAAGGGUAAUAAACUUUUUAAGGAAGGUCAGUUUGAUAAAGCAGUUGAAUGCUACACAAGUGCCAUUGAAAUAUGUCCAUCAAAGCAUUCAAAUGAUUUAGCCACAUUUCAUCAAAACAGAGCUGCUGCCUUUGAAAAUUUAAAAAAUUUUCAAGCUGUAAUAGAUGAUACAACAAAAGCUCUGGAAUAUAAUAAAUCCUACGUGAAAGCCUUAUAUAGAAGAGCAAAAGCCUAUGAAGAACUUGGGGAGCUGCAGAAAUGUUUAGAAGAUGUAACUGCUGUUUGUAUGUUGGAUGGAUUUCAGACAGAAUCUUACUUAAAAAUGACUGACAAAGUAUUAAAGGAACUAAGCAAAAUAGUAGCCAAGGAAACAUUCAGUAAAAGGGAACCCCAACUUCCAUCCAAACAUUUUGCUCGCCAUUAUUUCAUUUCGUUUAGUGAGGAUCCUAUAAUGAAAUCUGUUGAAGAAUACAAGAAACAGAAGAAAGAUCCUCAAGAUUUAAGUGGAUUUCGACUAGUCAUUCAUCAUCUUGCAGAAGAAAAUUUUGAAGAAAUAAUUCCCAAUUGCAAUGUGGAAAUUGAACGUUGUGGUCCAGAUGUACCAGAAGCUUACUUAGUGAGAGGUACAUUCAGGCUGCUUCAGGGACAAAUCCAAGAUACCUUAGCAGAUUUAAAUCACUUGCUUUCCAUGGAAAGUGUGGAUGUAAAAGUGAGAGUUAACUGCCUGAUCAAAAUUGGAACAUUAAAAGUGCAAAUGGAAAAAAUGGAUGAAGCCUUAGAAGAUUUCAAUAAAGCCAUAGAAUUAGAUUUAAAUAAUGCUGAUAUAUAUCUGCACAGGGGGCAGGUAUAUCUCCUUAUGGAUAGGAUUAGUGAUGGCUUGAAGGAUAUGGAGAAAAGUUGCUCCUUAAAUCCAAAUUUUCCAUCUGCUAGGGCACAGAAGUGUUAUAUUCAAUACCGCUGUGGAAUUCAAUUUAAUGAUGAAAGCCAAAAAAAAGCUGCUUUAAAAGGGUUCGAAGAGAUUGAAGCAAGUUUUCCCAAGUGUCCAGAAAGUUUUUUCCUUUAUGCUCAGGUACUGUCUGAAUGUGGCGAUUAUGAAAAAGCAGAGAUGUGUUUCAAGAAAGCUGGUGAAUUAGAUCCUAAUGAUCCAAAUGUUUUUGUUCAUAGGGGCAUUCUCUUACUUCAGUGGAAGCAGGAUGUGGAUGGUGCUCUAGAACUACUUAAUAAAGCUAUUGAAAUGGACCAAAAAUGCCAGUUUGGUUAUGAAACAUUAGGCAGUAUCGAAGUUCAAAGAGGGAAUCUUCGUCGAGGAUUAGAAUUGUUCCAGAAAGCUGUUGAUACUGCCCACACAGAAACAGAAUUGGCUCAUUUAUAUUCUCUUUUACUUGCAGCAAAGGCUCAAGCAAAAGCUGCAGAAAGUUGUGGAUUUAAUCUCGAAUAGCAUUUCCAAAAGAUCAGAGUUAUUAAAUUUUUAGAUGUACAAAUGUUAGAGUUUAUUUUUAUUUUUUUGGACUGUAAACACUGCACAUCACCAUUUAUUGUUAAUUUUAAAAUGUCAUACCUAUUUUGAAGGAAUAAUCAAUUGACUUGUAUUGAGAUCUCAAUUGCAUUAAAUCACUUCUUAGGUUCUGGUUAUAAAGUUCCUUAAAGAGACUUAAAAAUGUAUAUUACUUUAUAGUCACUUAAAUUAUGUUCAUUGUAAUUAAAAUCUUUGCAGUAAAAUAA